GGCGACGUGGAGGGACUUUCGACCUGUUUCGACCGCUCUUCGAAGCAGGUUCGAAGUUCCGAAACGGCAAGGAUCCGGUGAAGUGCCACACGUUUCAGAAUUGUGUGUCCUGUGUAUGAAACAUACUCUCUGGUGUGCAGGAAUCCAAACUGGAGGUGUGAUGAACUGCAUUAACACGAUAAAAGGGCAUUUUGCCAAAGACGUAUCGGAUUAGGUUAUGGAUAUUUGUUACGCAAAAGAAAAAGAGCUCACUACGUGAAUAAUUUUUUUAUAAUAUUGAAAGAAGAAAAAAAAACUUUUUGGAAAAUGAGUUUAACUGGAAUGUCCAAUAUACCAGACUGGAAUGACUUGGAAUUAUCAAUUUAUUUGCUAGAUGAACUAGGUGGAAACUCGUCAAGUACUAACCGAGAUUACUUAGCAAACUUGACAUCAUGGUUGACUAUUACUCCAAAAUACACUGUUUAUCGAGUGAAUACAUUAGCUCACAGAGGUGAGGAAGUUCAAGAUAUCAUUUAUAAAGAACUUUCCAAGCAAGCUGUGUCUCGGGGAUUAGAUGCUCCUUCUGUAUUUAUACACGAGGAAAUGCCUGAGGUAGUGCUAAUGGAUUCGUGGGAUGUAGCAUCAUUGAACUUGAGUUUUCAAGACAAAGAAGUUAUAGUUGACAUAGCUUGCGGAGUAGCAGUAUUACGUGGUGCUCACGUGUUUGCACCUGGCAUAAAAGGAAUGAGUCGAGAUACUGCUUCUGGAGAUUACGUUAGUGUGUUUGCUGAUGUUAAAAAUAAAUGUACUCGUGGAUUAAUAUGUUCAUUUACUGAAGAAAAGUUUUUUGUUGGAAAUGGCAUUGUGAGAAUUGGAAGAAAUGAUCUUUUUGGCAAAGCUGCACUAGUAAAAGGAAUUGCCAUUGAAAUGAUUGAUAUUCGAAGUGCUAUUCCAUCUCUCCCUCUGAAUUGCAUCCCUGACUCGUAUGCCAUGCUACAAAACUUACCCUCUGUGCUGAGCUGCAGAGCUUUAGCUCCUUCUGCAGGUGAAACUGUUUUAGACAUGUGUGCAGCUCCAGGAAAUAAAACUACACAUUUGGCGAUGCUUAUGAACAAUAAGACUCUUGCUCCUGUGAGAACAUUUCCAAUGAAGGGCACCUUUGUGCUCCCUGGAUAUUGGGGUACUGUAAUAGCAAUUGACAAAACAAGUACCAAAGUUGAUGCUAUUAGAGAUCGCUGUCAGCAGUUUGGAAUCAGCUGUGUUAAAUCUUUUGUGUUUGAUUCUACCAAGGCUGUGUUGGAAGUAAAGAAACCAGAAGAUGGGACAGUAAAAAUUCAGAAUUUUCAUCAGAAGAAAGUUACAGAAGAAAAAUGUGAAGACCUUUCUAAAUGUCCUGAAAAUAUUGAAAUGAAACCACCGUUUCCUCCUGAAACAUUUGAUAAAAUCUUGCUUGAUGCUCCUUGCAGUGCAAUGGGUCAACGACCUCAAAUUAUUAGUUCUGUUUCUCUGAAACAAUUAAAAUCUUAUCCACCAUUACAGCGCAAACUCUUUCAAGCAGCAGUGGCUUUACUGAAACGUGGGGGUCACUUGGUCUACAGUACUUGUACUAUAACAGUAGCAGAGAAUGAGCACUUAAUAAAAUGGGCAUUGAAUAAAUUUCCUUAUUUAGAGCUGGCACAAGUUGAGUCUAAUUUAGGAGGACCUGGGCUUGAAAACAUGGGUCUCACAGAAGAACAGCGACAGUAUGUUAAAAGAUUUGGACCUCCAAUGAAUUCUUUAGAAUUAUACUAUGACAAUUAUGAUUACAAUCAAGAUACUGUUGGCUUUUUCAUAGCUCAUUUUGUAAAAAAGUGAAUAAAAGUACUUUUUUAAUCUCUCAACAAGUGUUUUUCUGGCAUUUUGAAAAGCUGUAGUUUCAUUAUAGUUGGAAGAUGUUGG
This is a messenger RNA of Gryllus bimaculatus (two-spotted cricket), 1917 nucleotides long. Lineage: Eukaryota; Metazoa; Arthropoda; Insecta; Orthoptera; Gryllidae. The record is from the annotation of a GenBank genome assembly.